Molecule: messenger RNA, 528 nt
Organism: Colletotrichum orchidophilum
Lineage: Eukaryota; Fungi; Ascomycota; Sordariomycetes; Glomerellales; Glomerellaceae
Exons: 4
Coding region: 1-528 (175 amino acids)
Source: RefSeq, a predicted model, not a curated record
AUGCCCAAAAACCAGGACAGACGAUCCAUCGCUCGCGUGGGGAACUACGCCAAUGAGGACAGCUUCGACAAUUUUCAGGCAGUACAGUAUGUCCCUUAUAGAGUAGCGUUCUACUUGCAAAAAGAUACCACUCUGACGGCGACGCACUACAAAGAUGAAUAUCGCCUCACACUCCAAAACAGCUAUGAGGAACACGUCCGCACGACGUUUGAAUGGGCCCACGAACGAGGGCUAGAGUAUCCCAAUCAAACUUUCGACUCCAUAACCCUCCUCGACGCCGCAGAGAGCAAAUCCUUGGGCUUGAAUGACACCCAUGACCUCUGCAAUCACCUCGCCGUGCUCGCCCACAUGGCCUCUCAUACCGUCGCCUCUUCCGAAUGCGAUGCCGUCAACGGCGCAGCGUACACCGAAACCAUUCCGGACCUCCUCCCCACCAUCCGCCGCGACCUCGUCAGGGGCAUCUCCACGAACGCAUUCCACGGGUACGCUUACUCUGGCGUCAACGCCGACACCACGAGGUCGGGGUGA